AUGAUUGCAAAAUCAGUAUUAAUAUUACUAUUCUUACUAAAAGUUAUAUAUUCUCAAUGGGGUCCUCCUCCAUUUGAUGGAAUGGGACCUGGUGGAAUGGGACCCGGCGGAAUGGGGCCUGGUGGUUUUUGGCCAAUGACAUUUGAAGAAAAGUUACAGGCCCGGUCAAUAUUAGAUACUGAAACGAGAGAUCUUACAUUUGCUCCAAGACCAUUACGAAGAAUGUUAAGAAAUUAUUGUAGACAAUCAAUUGUAGGACACCCAAGAUGUGCAGAAGUUUUUCGUUUUGGACCAAUGGGACCUCAUGGACAUGGACAUUUUGGUGGUCCACCACCUAAUCCAAACUUUAAUAAUGAAGGAAAUAACUCUCCAGAUAAUAUGAGAGGAAAUGAAGGUUGGGCUAAUUCUUUUUCACAAACACCAAAUUUGCCAAUGCCUAAUAUUGAGUCAUCUCCAAAUCCAACACUUGCUAAUGGUUUUAAUCCUCCAACAGCGCCAACUAUUCCUGAUCCACCAGGACUCGAUUCAGCUCCUAGAGUUAAUAGUUUACAAUCACCAAAUCAGUCAAAUUUAUUGUUUGAUUUACCAAAUGAACUUUCUUUGUCUCAACAACAACUUGAUUCAAAAUAUUCAUGGGGAAAUAUGGAACAAAAUGUUCAGCAAACAUUCAAGAAAACAUGUGGGAAUUUAAAAAAACAAGGUGGAAUAAAUUGUUUAAACAAUAAUAUUCCUAAAUAUGUCAAUAAGAAAUCAAAUAUUAUGGCAUUUGAAUUAUCAACAAUUCCCGGAGUUAAUUCAGCUAUUUUAAAUGAAAAAUAUAAAAAAACUCAUGAAGUUAAACAAAGUUUACUUAAUGUAAAUAAUUUAGGUAAUUAUGUUAAGGCUAUUGAAGAUGGUACUUAUCAAGAUGAUAUGUUGUUGACAACAGAACAGUCAAAUUUUUUAAUUAAUCAAAUUAAAAGAAAAAUGAAAAGAAGUAGAAGAAAUGCUUAUUUCAUUGAUAAAUUGUUAGCAAAUAAAUGGCCAAAUCCUUUAAAUAUUCCAUAUGUUUUAGAUAAUACUUUUAGUAACAUUGAAAAACAACAUAUACAAAAUGCUUUAAAACAAAUUGAAACUGGUACUUGUAUUAAGUUUACCAAUAUACCCAUUAAUAAGAAACCUUCAAAUUCUUAUAUAUUUUAUAAAAAAACUCCUUCAUCAGCAUUUUGUGGUUUAAGUUAUGUAGGAAAAGCAUCACCAUUUAAUCCUAUCUAUUUGUCAUUUUCUUCAAUAUGUACAAAUCCUGUAGGUACAAUUAUUCAUGAAACUAUGCAUACAUUAGGUAUUGCUCAUCAACAUUCUAGAUUUGAUAGAGAUCAAUUUAUUAAAAUAAAUUGGGAAAAUAUAAAUCCUCAAUUUUAUGAUAUGUUUGCAAUAAGUGAUCCAAAACAAUUUACAACAUAUGGAAUUUCUUAUGAUUAUUAUAUGGAAUUUCUUAUGAUUAUUAUA
Messenger RNA from Strongyloides ratti, 1488 nucleotides. Its product is annotated as Astacin-like metalloendopeptidase. The record is from RefSeq and is a predicted model, not a curated record. The transcript is spliced from 4 exons. NCBI's taxonomy places the organism in Eukaryota, Metazoa, Nematoda, Chromadorea, Rhabditida, Strongyloididae. Gene Ontology annotation, biological process: proteolysis. The annotation marks the transcript as partial. Gene Ontology annotation, molecular function: metalloendopeptidase activity; zinc ion binding.